This is a messenger RNA of Strongylocentrotus purpuratus (purple sea urchin), 1087 nucleotides long. RefSeq lists its product as uncharacterized. The transcript is spliced from 3 exons. Bases 129 to 518 code for a protein of 129 amino acids. NCBI's taxonomy places the organism in Eukaryota, Metazoa, Echinodermata, Echinoidea, Camarodonta, Strongylocentrotidae. The record is from RefSeq and is a predicted model, not a curated record.
ACACCCCUUUGGUGGAAUGCGAAUAUUGGCACAGAAGGAAAGUGCCAUUUGCAAAGCGCAGUUGAGAUAAACAACGAAGCUUAUACGCCACUUUAUCAGCCAUUUUCUUCGUGAAUUUGAAUCUCAAGAUGCGUCAGACCCUCGCCAUCCUUCUCGUCCUCGCAGUCGUCGGGGCUGCCUUUGUCGAUGCCGGCAAGGCUGAUUUUGAACGUCGUCGCAUGGAACAGUCCAAGAAGAUUAGGGGCGGAAUGGAGAGAUUGAAAUCCAUCGACAACGGUUUUCUUGGAGGCCGAAUGGACUUCGAGACCGUCAAGGCAGAGGCCGAACAAGCGCGUCGCGCUGGAAUGGCAAACUUUCGAGGAAAGGUCAACAAACUCCAGAACCCUCACGCUGAUCAGAUGGACAAGCUUCGGACCAAGAUGGCCGCUGACCAAGCCAAGUUGGGCUCCAAAACGAAUUUCCGCAAUGACCGAUACAUGAAGUCCAACAUGAAGAAGGCGUUCAAGAGGCAACCAUAAACUUAUAAAAUCGAGGAGUUUACAUUUCAUCUGUAAAAAAUCCAUUUAUUUUAUUAUAUUUAGAAGGUGCAAGUAUUUAAACAAAAAUAACAAAACAAACAAACAAACAUUCUUAUGUGCCGUGUAUAUAAGCAAGGACUGGUUACAAAUUGCAUUUCUGGAUUUUAUUAUAUAUUUCGUUCUGAUUUUUCUACUUAAAGCUCAAUUUUAAAUUUGAAUGUAAGCACUGAUUAUGGCCUGUGCAGGACUUGGAAUCAUCUACAGAUACUCGAUGGUAGAGCAGUACUAACUAGUUAUUCGUAAUAUACCUUCUAUAUCAACUUUUUUUAUAAAUCAUCUCAUUUUUACCACUGAUCUUAGCGCUGUCUUUUUUUCUUUUUUCGUAUUAAGAAUUAAAUUUUUUUUUUUUUACUGGAUGUUAUGUGAAGGAAGCCACAAUGGUAGAGAAUUCAUUUAGUUUGAGUGGUUAAGUUACCGUAAUAUAUGUCUUUCGGCUGAAAUGUUAGUGUCUUUGCUUUGUUGCAGAGAAGAGAUCGAUGGGAUGGGUGGGGGGGGGGGGGGGUGGGGGC